ACGUGGUUCCAUCCGCAAGUAGCCUUCCGACUGUACGAAGAUGCCUCCUAAAGCGAGUGGCAAAGCCGUGAAGAAGGCCGGCAAGGCCCAAAAGAACAUUAGCAAGACCGACAAGAAGAAGAAGAGGAAGAGGAAGGAGAGCUACGCCAUUUACAUCUACAAAGUACUGAAGCAAGUACAUCCGGACACUGGGAUCUCCAGCAAAGCUAUGAGCAUCAUGAAUAGCUUUGUCAACGAUGUGUUCGAAAGAAUCGCCGCGGAAGCGUCGAGAUUAGCGCAUUACAACAAGCGCUCGACUAUCACCUCCCGGGAGAUACAAACCGCGGUGAGGCUCCUGUUGCCCGGCGAAUUGGCGAAGCACGCGGUCAGCGAAGGCACGAAGGCAGUGACCAAGUACACUAGUUCCAAGUAAAUUGGAAUUACCUGCGACAUCUUAAACGGCCCUUUUCAGGGCCAACAAGAAUCUCGAACGUCGAACACGCAUUGGUUUACGCAUCUUUUAAGUCUUUCAUUUCCUGCGACGCCGUUAAGUAAUUGCUCGAGUUGUACGAGACGGUUCUAGCUUUUAAAGAAUUUUAUCUCAACAAUAUACAACAGCUUCGCCUGUUUUUCUUGCCACUGACCUCUUUCUUUGUUAUGUAAAUUCAAAUUUUGCUCGUGUUGUAACGAUUAAAAGUUCGUCCAGCGAUCUUUACUCGAAAUGUUUUAAAUGCAUCUACGAAAACGAAAUAUAUCGACGAAGUAAUUCUCAAUUUAGUUUUGGAGAGUACGUUAUUUCUGCAUUCACAGGCCUCGUUACAAAACCGAAAGCAACUAACAUUCCAUAAAAUGUAACAAAUAGAAUCAACAGUAAUUUAUAGACAGAACACAAAUAGAAUUUUGUAAUAAAGAACUGUUCUCUCUCUCUCAAUCCAGCUUGUAU
Vollenhovia emeryi is the source of this 922-nucleotide messenger RNA. Its product is annotated as histone H2B. Gene Ontology annotation, molecular function: protein heterodimerization activity; DNA binding; structural constituent of chromatin. Gene Ontology annotation, cellular component: nucleosome. Bases 41 to 412 code for a protein of 123 amino acids. Lineage: Eukaryota; Metazoa; Arthropoda; Insecta; Hymenoptera; Formicidae. The record is from RefSeq and is a predicted model, not a curated record. The transcript has a single exon.